AUGUUAAAGCAACGAGGUCCAACUCUCAAGAUGCCUGUUGCCGGAACCGAAAAGGAAUUUCUCGAGGAUGACGUCAGUCUGAGGUCGCCAGCAAAUCCGUCAAAACGAUUGAGACUUUGCCGCUUCAAGUUUAAUGCUAUUCAUUCGAUUCCGGCUUCCCAGCAUCUGAUAAUGUGGCAAUUCCACUUCUCGACGUUGCAAUCUGACAUUCAGCUGACUUUGGCAAAUGACUCGGUACGAGAUGGCGAAUGUCAUCCGCAAAAUGAGACUGCAACUUCUGCUUGA
This is a messenger RNA of Protopolystoma xenopodis, 285 nucleotides long. NCBI's taxonomy places the organism in Eukaryota, Metazoa, Platyhelminthes, Monogenea, Polystomatidea, Polystomatidae. The record is from the annotation of a GenBank genome assembly.